Melanotaenia boesemani (Boeseman's rainbowfish) is the source of this 1888-nucleotide messenger RNA. RefSeq lists its product as uncharacterized. Bases 499 to 1365 code for a protein of 288 amino acids. The record is from RefSeq and is a predicted model, not a curated record. Gene Ontology annotation, molecular function: sequence-specific DNA binding. The transcript has 4 exons. NCBI's taxonomy places the organism in Eukaryota, Metazoa, Chordata, Actinopteri, Atheriniformes, Melanotaeniidae.
AAAAUAUUUGUUAGUGGCUUUACUGUUGCACGAGUAAAAAUGUAGUGAUUUUGGAUAAUGCACUCAAUCAAAUAUAAAAAAUAAUAUAUGAUCAUUUUAAUAGAAACCAUAUAGUUUUUGUUUUAACUGUCGUUCUUUGUUCAAUCAUUAUUUUUUAUUUCAAAUAUUUUUUUCAAUCAGGCACUUACGAUAGACACACGCAAGCCCUGCGUCAAUGUACUUAGCCACCGUGGAGACGUGCGCCAUUUUGGCUCAAACAAAGUCAAGAAUGUUUUAUUUAUUAUAAAGUAUUUUAAAAUCGUUUGCACGAAAUUCUUUGUGGAAGAAAAUCUAAACUACGUUGUAGUUUCCAAGAACUAACAUUUAAUGCAAAUGUAGAUUUGUUUUGUUUUUGCACGACGUGAAUAGUUUGCUAAAAAGUAAUGAUAACAAAUUCCAUCUGAGCUAACUCAUAGUUUGCUAAAUUUGGCUUGGCUAAUUGUGCUUUAAUUUUGUGCAAUGGGUGGCUGUUCCGCUCCAAACUGCUCCAACUCUACCAGCAUAGGCAAACAGCUGUUUAGGUUCCCCAAAGACCCCGUGCGUAAGAAGAAAUGGGUGGUGAACUGUCGACGUGACUUUGAACCAACUCCUCACUCCAGACUGUGCCAAGACCAUUUUGAGCAGAGCCAGUUUGAGGAAAUAGCCAGGUCUCCUGCUGGAGGAAAGAAGCUGAAGCCCAAUGCGAUUCCUACUUUGUUCAGUGUGGGGGACCCUCCUUACCCUGCUAUCACCACUCCAUACAUCCUGCUACCGCUGAAGCAUGAGCCAGUGGAAAAGGAGCUAAACUUUGGGGAUCACGGAUAUGCCAGACGCACCCCUCUGCCUGGCCUGGGGGAUGAGGAUGCAGAUACAGCUGAAGACCAACAGCCCUGCACACAUUGCCAUCUUCUUAAAAAACAACUUGAGCAGGAGAUGCAACACACUGCAAGACUACAGAGGGAGGCAGAAGAGAUGAAAAAACGUCUUUAUCGGCUCAAUCGGAUUGAAAGGGGCCUUCAGAAUUUCCUGUACGAGGACCAGAUCAGAGCUCUAUCCCUCAGCAAGCGCUCACGUCGUGCUGUGUGGUCUCCAGAGACAAUCCUGAAGGCCCGAAAGAUCCGCUGUGCCGUUGGAACCAAAGGCUAUGAGUACCUGAGAGAAAUCGGUUACCCAUUGCCCUCCUACAGGACUCUGUGUAAUCGCUUGGAGACUAAGAUCAUGGUAACAACUGACAUGAGCUGUGAGGAGCUGGCAGAGCUCGGCUUGGGGCUCAUGGCCACAUGUGACAGUCCUACAGAAGGUGUUGGAGACAACGAUGAGGAAGAACUGAUAGGUGUUUUGUCCUGAUCCCGACACUGUGCAUGAAUUGCUGAUGUUAGCCAUGGGAAGAAGGGGAGCACAGAAUUUGCUGUGUUAAGCAUCUGCAAAAUAUAUGCUUGUCUUGACAGAAAUUGGGACAUCUGAAAUGCCACCUGGCUGCGGUUUAUUCUGCACUAUUAGAUGCCUUUGUUCAGCAGAUGUGUGAUACCUGGCCUAAAAAAAAAAGUCACCUUCAGGGUUUCUCCAUGAAUGGAUUUUCUCUACCUGACAGCAGGGAUGCAUGAUGACGAUGCAUGGUUUUAUAAGGCUCAGUUAGUUUUCUAAAAGAGUUGUUAGACACCAUUUUCAAACAUGGUUUGUCCACCACAGAGUCCAGACCUAAACGCCACUGAGAAUCUUUGGGAUGUCAUGGAGAAGACUUUCCUAUUGUUGCAAGAUUUGAUGUGCAUCACUGAAAGGUUAUAAAUAUUGUGAUAUCACAUAAGGCUAUUGAAAUGGUGUCACAGUACGAUACUCCAGCAAGAUAUUAGAAACACCUGUUUGUUUGUUU